GUCUGCUUCUUCCAUCCUUCGUUGCAUCGGCGUGGGGCGUGCUUAGCUUCCUCCCACCCUUCCUUCCUUCCUCCGCUCUUCUCAAUUUUUUCGCUCAUCGGAGUCGGAGGAGCAGCAGAUCGCCCGGAAUCCCGCCGCCGCGAACCCACCGCUCCCUCGCCUCGCCUCGCCUCUGAUUCAGGCCCCCGCCCCCGCCGAUCCUCCACACCGCGCGCCUAGGGUUUCGACUGCUCAUCCAUCCGCUCCUGGGGGAAGGAGAGGAGCCACCGCCGCGCGAUUCGGGGCUUGUAUGUGUAUGUAGGGUUAUUAGAUUCGUCGACCUACUGAUUCUACUCUCUCGGAUGACCUAGAUUUCACGUAGGAUCCUCUACUUCCAACCGAUUCGCCUUCUGCUUACUUGUUACAUUUACCUCUACACCUCUCCACUCUUCCUGCUCCUGCACCUGCACCUGCUGUUGCUGUUGAAGAUGAGCUCCGAGCCCCCAGAGCCAGAGCCGCCCAAGCGCAACAUGAGGAUCAGUUACUCCAGGGACUUUAUGAUCUCCGUUGGAGAGACCGACCGCUGCAAGAAGCUGCCCCAGGGCUUUGAUGCCUCACUUCUCAGUGAUCUGCAGGAGAUGUCCGCUGGCGUGCUUGACAGGAACAAAGGCUACUACACUACACCCCUGGGGAGGUCCGACGGCUCAGGUCCCUAUUCUUAUUCUUCUCAUGGCGGGAGCUCAGGGGGAAGGUGGGAAACACGCUCCUCUGGUUCAAGUGACCGCGACGGAGAUUUGCCUGACCGUGACUCAUCAAUGCAGGAUAGGCGUAAUGGGAACCAAUACAGGCGCAAUUGGCAGAAUCAAGAGCAUGAUGGCCUGCUGGGAAGUGGCGUUCUCCCUAGACCACCUGGAUAUGGAGGGCAAGUGGCAUCCAAGGAUCGUGGGAAUACGUAUCAGCCAAACAGGACAUCUGAACGCUACCAACCACCUCGUCCCAAGGCUGCGCCUUUUCCACGGAAAGAUAUUGACGCAAUGAACGAUGAAACAUUUGGGUCUUCUGAAUUUUCAAAUGAGGAUAGAGCAGAGGAAGAAAGGAAACGAAGGGCAUCGUUUGAAAUGAUGAGGAAAGAGCAACAUAAAGCCCUUCAAGAAAAGAAGAAUGGUCCUGAGAUUGAGAAAGAAAACUCCGGUCAUGAUAUCAUUUCACUGUUACAGACUCCCUCCGAAAGGACAGCAACCACAGCUAAAAGUGAGAAGCCAGAUGGAUCUGCAAUUUCCUCAGCUUAUCAAGAAGAUACCACUAAAACCUCUUCAGUUCUAUCAGCUUCCACUGCCAGACCACUUGUGCCGCCUGGUUUUUCAAAUGCCUUUGUGGAGAAAAAGCUUCAGCCACAAUCGUCCAACAUCUCUCUUGAACCAAAGGUUAUUGAUGCAACUAGUGAGGGUAACAUAUUGGCUACAGCACAAUUUGGUGGCCUUGUAGAGGGUAACCAGUCAGCAUCAGAGAUCACAGCAAGCAAAAAUAAAGAGAAGGGCAUUCCUGAUAACAUUGCUAGUGUAGGUAAACAACACACACUUCCAUCUGGAGGUGUUACAUAUUCAGCUGAAUUUGCAUCGAGCAUUCUGAAAGGAAGUGGAGACUGGGAAGGUGAUGCAAUGGAUAAGUAUUCUAUUGAAAACGAAGGAAAGUCUAAAAAUAUUGGUUCUGUUAGGAAGGACCAUUCAAUCUCAAUCUUGGAACAAUUCUUUGGCAGUGCAUUGUCAAAAGGUGGAACUGAUUUGCCACCAUAUGUUGAGAAUCAGCAGAUGAAAAAUGAUGACGAUGUGAUUGUUUCCUCUUUACCAGAAUCAUCCAAAUUUGCUCACUGGUUUCAUGACGAAGACUCGAAACCUGCAGAAGACUUAUCAUCAAAUGGUCUGCUAUCCAUGAUUGUCAAAAAUGAAAAACCAGGUCAAGAAAGUAUAGCUCAUGGACCUCCUUUAUCUGAUGGUGCCGUUCAGAAUUUAUUACCAAUAUCACCGACUCAUAAACUUGAUGUUGCAUCAACGCACCCCUUGUUCACACCAGCUGCACCUGCCGUGGGAAUGCUGGAACAGCACAACCAUGCUGAUAUUGAUCCUGCUCCAAUUAUGAUGACGUGUGAGGAUCUUGAGCAGGCAAUGCUGGCGCAGGUUGCUACCAGUAGCAACUCCAAUCAGAAGAAUGUUGUACAGGAGCAUCAGCUUGUUGUAGAUGAGCCGAUUGCUACACAGAAAGUGGCUGUAGACAAUCAUGCAUCACAGCACCUUCUUUCAUUAUUAACAAAGAGCACAGAUAACAAGGGAUCAUCUUCUUUUGGCUUACACAUAGGAUCAUCUGAUAGAUCACAUAAUUCUGAUGUUACAUCCAAUGGUGGAGUAUCUGGAAUAGCUCCAGUUAAUAAAGCUGAAACUGCUCCCACUUCAGAGAAAAACCUAACAUUGGAAGCAUUGUUUGGGGCUGCAUUUAUGAAUGAGCUCCAAUCCAAGGAUGCACCUGUUUCUAUCCGAGGAUCUGCAACUAGCGGUCCUAACUAUGAGUUCGCAGAGACAGGCAAAACUUCAAUUGCAUCAAGCCAUGAAGGAUAUUACCCUGGUGAACAGGUCCUACCCUUCGGCACCAUUAAAGAUGGAGUUGCCCCUAAAGAAUCAGGAACUGGCAACAGGAAUUUAGCAUUAUCUGGCCCAAGUCAGGGCAGUGCUAGCUUAGAUAAGAAAAGCUUGGAGAUUCAGUUGCCUGAAGAAGAUAAUUUGUUUACAGUGAACGACUCUUUGGAUGGUCAAAAGCCUGAUAUUUUUCCAUCGGUGAGAUCCAGUAGGGUUGAGGGGCUACUACCAGAAAAGGCAGUUGAUGAUCUUAAUUAUAGGCUUCAAAGUCUAGUGCCUGGUGAUUCAGAACAUGUUCAAGUACUUGGUCCUGAUGCGCUGGGAUCCCAUUCUCAUGAACGGCGUUAUCAGGCUGAAUCUCAAAAUCUUUAUCAUCUUCUACAAGGUAGACCACCUGCACUGGCUCCUCGUCCUAUGAUGGAUCACAUUGGUAAUAGGAAUCAGCAAACCCCGUUUGACAUGACACAAGCGAUACAGCAUGAUCCUCACCGUUCCUUUUCAUCGAACAUGAAUCCUAUGCAACAAUCUCUUCAUGCUCCUCGGGCUCCUCAUGUAGACCCAGCUGCUCAUCAUCUUAUGAUGCAGCACAUCUCCACACCUGGAAAUUUUCCACCAGAAGGCCUGCAAAGAGGUGUUCCGCCAUCUCAGCCUGUGCAUCACAUGCCUGGUUAUAGGCCUGAGAUGAGCAAUGUAAAUAACUUCCAUAUGCACCCUCGCCAGCCCAACUAUGGAGAAUUUGGAUUGAUGAUGGCAGGUCCAUCAGGUCCAGAACUGAGAGGCAAUCACCCAGAUGCCUUUGAAAGGUUUCUCCAGAUGGAGCUUACAGCCAGAUCCAAGCAGAUGCACCCAGCAAUGGCUGGUCAUGUACCUGGCGGCAUGUACGGGCCCGAGCUUGACAUGAACUUGAGAUACAGAUAGAUGGAUGCGUGUGAUUGCUUAUGCAGUAUGAAGGACCCAGAAACGGUUUGCUGUACUUGCGUCAAAUAGUACUCUUUACCCAUGCCAUACCGCUAUGUACCUGUGUCAAUGAGCUUGGGUUAGCGUUUACCAUCAAUACAAUCGUUUGGCUGCGAUAAGGUACCUGAUGAUUCACUGGUGGUGGGGGUUGGUUGCAUUUGCAUAUAAAUAUGGAGAAGUUAUGAAUGGGUUGGUGAUCUGGAGUGAUCUGUUGUGAAAGUGGGGAACCCAACGAAUAUUGGGUGAGGUCCAUCACCGUAGCAGCCACCUCUGCAUUGUGUCUGUCUGCCUGCCUAUCUGUUGUUUUCAGUUUCUGUAUAAAUACUAUUCUGCAAAAGAAAGUACCAGAUUGACAGACACAUUUGGAAGUGUU
This is a messenger RNA of Oryza sativa Japonica Group (Japanese rice), 3936 nucleotides long. RefSeq lists its product as uncharacterized. NCBI's taxonomy places the organism in Eukaryota, Viridiplantae, Streptophyta, Magnoliopsida, Poales, Poaceae. The record is from RefSeq and is a predicted model, not a curated record.